CCUGUCAGGUGGCCCGUUUUGAUAGUGCGGGGCAGGACAAUUGCCUGCUGCCUUAUUUCUUAGACAUCGAGGGGAGUGGGUCACCUGGAAAUCCCCUCUCCAGGUGUGUGCAAUUUACUGAGUGCCAUACAGUAGAAACAAUUGGGUGCUCCUUGGUUGAGGAAAUAUUUUUAGUGUUGAAGAGCUGUGAGUGCCCUGCAGUUUAAGACAGGUGGCAAUAUCGGCUAAGAGGAGACUAUUCCCUGUGUGGUGUCAAAAGAGCAAGGAUUGGACCUAUCCCAUGAGAAGAGAGAUGCAGGAAAUUUUACCUGGGUUAUUUUUAGGCCCAUAUUCUUCAGCUAUGAAAAGCAAGCUACCUAUACUUCAGAAACAUGGAAUAACCCAUGUAAUAUGCAUACGGCAAAAUAUCGAAGCAAAUUUUAUUAAACCAAACUUCCAACAAUUAUUUAGGUAUUUAGUCUUGGAUAUUGCAGAUAAUCCAGUUGAAAAUAUAAUACGAUUUUUCCCUACGACGAAAGAAUUUAUUGAUGGAAGUUUACAAACCGGAGGAAAAGUUCUUGUCCAUGGAAAUGCAGGGAUUUCUAGAAGUGCUGCCUUAGUUAUUGCAUACAUUAUGGAGACGUUUGGGGUGAAGUACAGGGAUGCAUUUACUUAUGUUCAAGAAAGAAGAUUCUGUAUUAAUCCUAAUGCUGGAUUUGUCCAUCAACUUCAGGAAUAUGAAGCCAUCUAUCUAGCAAAAUUAACUAUCCAGAUGAUGUCACCACUGCAGCUGGAGAGAUCGCUCUCUGUUCCACCUGGUACUACAGGAAGUUUGAAGCGAACACAUGAGGAUGAGGAAGAGUUUGGAAAUAUGCAAGUGGCAGCAGCACAGAAUGGGUGACGUAGGGCACCACUAUUCAUAGAGAUUGUGAAUUCCUGCAGUGGAAGUGAAGAAAACUAGAAAAGAUAAAUUAACACAACCAUGAACACACCCAGAGCUUCUUUUCAAAUACAUGUUGCUUCCAGAUGUAAAUCUGCCUCUGCAACACAUUAAGCAACAUUUUAAUAUGUUGGACUUCCUGAAUGAAUAGAUGGCACUGAUUGUUUUACUCCUUUUUUACACUUUACAGUUUUAUUCUAUACCAAGAUUUUUGGACUUGCAAAGAGGUAUUAUUGCAAUAAUGCACUUUUCAUACUUGAAAUUUCUUUAUUUGUAUGAUAUAAAGUUAUUACUUUAAAGAAAAUGCAAGCUGGGGGGAUUUGUUUAUAAAGUUAUUUGUGUAAUUUAUAACAAGAGACUUUAGUAAAGAAAAGUUUGCUAAAAUUCACUGUGUUCUAAGUAUACAUUGCAACUUAGUUACUCCACUUUUAGAAAUAUACAAAAAGUGGAAAUAUAUCCUGUUUUUACAAACUUCCAUAUACCUUCUGCUGUUAGCAGUUGAAACCUCCCCAAUUAUCUGAACAGCAUCGACUCAUUAUCUUCACAAUAAAACCCCAUUAUGUACCAAUUUA
Gopherus evgoodei (Goodes thornscrub tortoise) is the source of this 1491-nucleotide messenger RNA. RefSeq names its product serine/threonine/tyrosine interacting protein (gene STYX). Gene Ontology annotation, cellular component: cytoplasm; nucleoplasm. The transcript has 11 exons. The record is from RefSeq and is a predicted model, not a curated record. Gene Ontology annotation, molecular function: protein tyrosine/serine/threonine phosphatase activity; F-box domain binding. The coding region runs from base 281 to 880 and encodes 199 amino acids. NCBI's taxonomy places the organism in Eukaryota, Metazoa, Chordata, Testudines, Testudinidae. Gene Ontology annotation, biological process: protein dephosphorylation; regulation of ERK1 and ERK2 cascade; negative regulation of protein binding.